Messenger RNA from Punica granatum (pomegranate), 744 nucleotides. The record is from RefSeq and is a predicted model, not a curated record. Lineage: Eukaryota; Viridiplantae; Streptophyta; Magnoliopsida; Myrtales; Lythraceae.
AUGUGGGAAGGUGGAGAAGGCCUCACUGUUCUGGGGAAAUUUCCAACUGAGUUUGAGACAAUCCGAAAUUAUGAGAUGUUCCAUGAGGAAUUAGCUGGACAGAUAGUUUCAUUGAUUUCUGGAUAUGUGCAUAAAGGGGACUUUGAGAGUGCCUUCAGGACUUUUAGAUCCGUGGUCCAUGCCUACACUGAGAAAGUUGGGCACAACUUGGAUGUUCCAUUGCGGUCCCUGAUAAUAGAUAUGUACUGUAAGUGUGAGAGUUUGGGAGAUGCAACAUUGAUCUUUGAAGGUGGCAAAGACACGCGUGUUGCCUUGUGGACUUCAAUGAUAUCGGGUCUUCCCGCCAAUGGGAGGGGUUUGCUUGAAGAAGGACGAGGAUACUUUGAGCUAGUGAGAAAAGUUUAUGGAAUCAAACCUGGUAUUGAACACUUCGCAUGUAUGGUCGGUUUAUAUGGUCGAAGAGGACGGUUGGAUGAGAUCAAGCAGUUCAUCUACCAAAAUGGUAUCUCAAAUGUGACUUCAGUGUGGACCACAAUUUUAUCCUCCUUCCGACUUCAUAGAAACGUCGAGUUGGGGAAAUGGACAUGGGAAGAGCUACUCAGACUUUUUCCCAACGAUUCCACGCCUUAUGUUUUAUUGUCGAACAUAUGUGCUGAUGAAGGGAGAUGGACAGAGGCAGCUAACAUUAGCAGCCAAAUACGAAAGAGAAGGCUGAAGAAAGUCCCAGGGCAAUCAUGGAUCUAG